Messenger RNA from Hyphopichia burtonii NRRL Y-1933, 2750 nucleotides. RefSeq lists its product as uncharacterized. Gene Ontology annotation, molecular function: GTPase binding. The coding region runs from base 193 to 2724 and encodes 843 amino acids. The transcript has a single exon. Lineage: Eukaryota; Fungi; Ascomycota; Pichiomycetes; Serinales; Debaryomycetaceae. The record is from RefSeq and is a predicted model, not a curated record.
CCCAAAUCGGGGAUGUACCGGUGUUUUUCUAAAGGGUACGGAUCUUUAGUUUUUUUCGGAGGUACCGGUGUUUUGUAUUUUUCUUUGCAAGAGACGACGGCGGUAAAACAAAGAGGCUAAGACGAAAUCAGAUAUUGAGCUAGCUGGUAUCUACAUUAGUAAGUUGUUUAAUUAGCAAAAUCAGUACAGAAAAUGGAUGCUUGGGGUGGUUUGCUGCAAGCGUCAGGCCUUAUUGGCGGUUCGAACAUCGAUAUAGCCAAGUCAGCUUCCCAUAUUUUGAAUUACUCCGACCCGUUGUUUUCCCAAAUAUUAACUGCUAAAAAGGGUUUACAAGUUGUAUUAGAACUGUCAAUUGAUUCUUCAUCAGCUAUUCCUGAUAAGAGCUUGGUAGAAUUGCUAAUGGCUGCUUGUGAUGGAGAUUUGGUUACUUUGGAAUCCGCUUUGAGAUCAAAUUCAGACUUGAUUAACAAAUUAUAUCCGACUGAUCUGGCAGGUUUGACUCCGUUAAUUUAUGCUAUCGCUUUUGACCAGGAAGCUAUCGUCGAAUCUCUUUUGGAUAAUCACAAUGCUGACCCUGAUCAGCAUGAUACCUUGAUUAAAAAUUAUACCCCUUUAAUGUGGGCAAUUUACUUUAAUCAAAUAGAUAUCGUCAAGAUCCUACUUGACCACCAGGCUGAUCCUUAUUUGGCCCCUAAUGAAGAUGAGCCUAAAAAGAAUGCCAUAAGUAUGGUAUUACCAGAAAAUCAAGAAAUUUAUGAAUUUUUCAAAUCUCAUAAUUUAUUAGGUCGGGCCUCUUCACCAAUUGAUAACGAUGACUCUUUCUAUUCAAACAAUAUCACUAAUAGUACCGAGGAUGAUGAAAUGAAUCAUCUUUCAAACCAAAUCAAAUUACAAAGCAUAUCAGCUAAAAGUGGGUUAUUACCAGAAGAUGACUCCGAUAAUGAAGAUAACUAUUACGACGAAGAACAAAUAUUAUCAACUGAUCAUAUAUUAAGACAAACUCCUAACUUUGAAUACGAUAAACUUUUACCCGAACAAUACAUUAAAUUUACUGACUCGGAUAUUCCUGCUUUAUUAGAUUAUAUUUUCAAUCUUCGUACUAAUAUCAUUCAUUCUCAACAUGAUACUAAGAUUCCGGCUUCCAUAAUUUUCCAAUUGUUAAGAUAUUCCCAUAUAAAAGUAAAUAGUGACGAAUUAACAACUUUUUUGUUUGAUUGCUUUGUCACCAGAUUGAGAUCAGUGACUAAUACAAAAUCGGGAGUUUUCAAUAUGGCAAUGAACACCGCAUCAGAUACUGUCAGUAGUGGAGAUACUUCGACUGCUCAAGCUGCCGCUGGUGGGGCUGGUGAUAUAGUCUUAUUGAGUUAUUGGUUAUCUGUUAUACAAUUUUUACAUUUUUAUUUUUGCAAAAAUGAUAUAUAUAUAAAAUAUCCUCAAUUUUUACAAGAGUUGAUUAACUUAGUUCAAUCGUUGAUUGCAACAUUAUCAUUUUCAAUUAAUUCUAGAUUAAACUUAUUGAUUGACGAUUGUUUAUUAAACUUUACCAGUUUAGUUGAUGUAUCAAAUGUUUUAUAUGCAAAAGAUUGGAACUUAUUCAAGAGUAAGAAAUCUCAUCCAAAUACUUAUGACGAUAUUUUCAAUAUGUUAUAUCCACCAAGCCAAGUUGAAUUAAUGAAACCUUCUCCUUUAAGAUAUAUCCAAGUAUUAGGUGCCUUGGAUUAUGUUUUAAAAUUACAUCAAGUUGAUACAUUAUUCCGCUUACAAACAUUUUCACAAGUCUUCUAUUAUAUAAAUGCAAUGAUUUUCAAUAGGUUAAUUGCCAACUCCAAAUACUGUUCCAGGGUCAAGGCCAUACAAAUUCGACUUAACGUAUCAACUUUAGAAGAUUGGUUAAGGUCUCAUAACUAUAAAAUAUUUAAACCUGAUUAUAUUGGAGGUUUAGAUCGUUUAACUGGUGAACAAACAUUUCACUUAAAAAAUUUGUUGGAUAUAACCAAUGAUCUGAAAAACCCUCAUUCUUUAAGUUUCUACUAUAACUCACUAUAUCACGUUGGGAAAAGUCAAUUAACUCCAACUAUUGAAUUAUUACAAUGGUUGCAAUGUAUGUCUGCUUUAAAUGAUGAGGAAAGUUUAAUCAAUACGAUUAAUUCAUUCGAACUGUUGAAUUAUUAUCAAUUAUUCAAAAUCAUGAAUAAAUUAUAUAAAUAUGAAGUUGAUGAAGACAAAUUACCUAAAGCAUUAGUUAAUCUAGUUAAGAGAUUAAUGAAUGAACAGGGAGAAAAACAAAUUCAAAAUCAACAUAAAAAUUUGCAUUAUAUGACACAAUCAAAUUUCUUACUGAAAGAAGUUUACAUUUAUUUAAAUCCAAAUUUUGUAUUUGGAGUUGCAUUACCAAAUUUAACCGAAUUAAUUAAUAAUUAUGGUAGUGGGUUAGGAGGUUUAAGAGUAAUGAGAGCUAAAAAAUAUCAACCUUCAUUACCAGUUAAUAUCAUGGAUGAUAUUGAUGACAUUAAACAAAAGAAUAGAGAAAAUAAUGUUAACGAUACUUAUGAUUAUGAAGAAGAAGAAGACAAUGAAGAAGUUGAAAAAAUCGAAGCUAAUAAUGAUGAUACACCAGUAAAACUGGAUGGCUUCAAAGGUGAUGAAUUGUUCAAAACGGUUCAAUUACCCAGCUCAUUGGCGCAUAAAGAAUGGGAUAAUGAGUUUGAAGUAAAUCCUUGGUAAUUCGUAGUUGUAUAUAUAGGACCAUC